This is a messenger RNA of Sander lucioperca (pikeperch), 3717 nucleotides long. It is a transcript of the gene micall2a, whose product is annotated as mical-like 2a. Gene Ontology annotation, molecular function: protein binding. The record is from RefSeq and is a predicted model, not a curated record. The transcript has 18 exons. Bases 101 to 2395 code for a protein of 764 amino acids. Lineage: Eukaryota; Metazoa; Chordata; Actinopteri; Perciformes; Percidae.
UGAGUGGAGGGAGAAACGCACAGCAGCAGCUUGUCCUGCUGCCCAGCCCCGGCUGUCGUUCAGGCUACUGAGCGCACAGUGUCUCUUUCGCGCUAGGAGCAUGGCUGCCAUCAAGGCUUUGGAGCAGUGGUGUAAAGUGCAGUGUGACGGCUACCGAGAUGUAGCCAUCACCAACAUGACGACAUCAUUCAAGAACGGAUUGGCUUUCUGUGCGCUUAUACACAAGUACAGACCGGACCUGAUAGACUAUGACUCACUCAAAGAGGAGGAUGUGUUUGAGAACAACAGACUGGCUUUUCAGGUCGCAGAGGAGAAGUUGGGAAUUCCAGCUUUGUUAGAUGCAGAAGACAUGGUGGCUUUAAGGGUCCCAGACAGGCUGAGCAUUCUUACCUACGUCUCCCAGUACCACAACUACUUCAAAGGACGGCCUCCCAUGGGAGGUGUAAAAAGGCCAGCAGAGGGUUCCAAGGAGGAGCCAUCAGAGAAGAAAAAUCUCCCAGUGGUUGCCAAAACCUUUGUGCCUAAAACCGCCAUUGAGAAUCAUUUACCCUCCACUCUCCCUGCUCAGACCUCACCCAAGUUGGCCAGAGCUGCUGUUCAGAAGGAAGUUCUUGUGGAAAACUCCAACAAAAAUGGAACUCUCAAUAGCAAAUGUGCUGCAUGCAAGAGCCAUGUUCAUCUGGUUCAGAGGCACUUUGUGGAUGGCAAGCUCUAUCACAGAAGCUGUUUCAAAUGCAGUGAAUGCUCCAGCGUGCUUCAUUCAGGAGGCUACAAACCUGGGAAGAAUCCAGACACUUUUAUCUGUAACGCCCACCAGAACAGCUGCAAAUCCUCCUCCUCUGAAGCUGGGAUCAAAAACGGACCCGCCAGUUCAGCUGGGCGAUUAAAUAGUGUCAGCCAGACCCAGCCUGCAUCACGCCCCUCUUCUUCUGUGCUGUCAGCCCCAUUGAAUAUUGUCCUAAAGCCAAUCAGUCCCACUCCACCUUCCCGGUCCUGGAUGGCCUCAGCCCAUAAGACACAGACGGCCAGGCAGAGUUUUUUCCAGGCUGCAGUGCCAGUCACAGAGGCCUCAACAGGUAACAGGAAGCCCACAGAGCCCUCAAGUGUUUUAGGAAGGCCAAAGGUCCCACUGAGUCCUGAUGAUAAGAGCAGAGUCAGAACAACCACUGGAAAGAAAUUGGCAGAGGAAAACUGCAACAAUAACAACAAACGCCUGUUCACCAUCCGAUCAGCAGAGAGACGGUUUGGAGACAAGCCAAGUUCAGCUGACAGCCCCAGUUUGAGAAAAGAUAAAUGCAGCCAAGGCCCAGCAGGAAACUGGGCAAGACAGCCCUCCACCAGCCAGACAAACAAUAAGGAACCGCCAUGUCUGAAGGCCAUCAACAAAGACAACACAAGGGCAAUAACUGUACACACAACUGCCAAAGAUCCUGUCUGGGGACAAUUGAAGCUUAAACCUGUGAAAAUCGAGCAAGGUUUAAAACAUGCUGAAGCUGAAGCCUUUACUGAGCAACAUAAGCCUGGAUCCAUGUCCGCGACUUCCUCUAAUGUCCCCAUCAGUGUAACAAGGUCUCCCAUGGCUCCAACACCUGCAGUACCUGUUAGUUUUGCUCUGUUUGAUCCUGAACACUUUAGGGUAGUGUCUCCCCAGAAACCACAGCUUGGUUCUGGAAACCUUGGUUUUAAACAUGGGAGUCACUCGCCUGUGAAAUCCCCACCCAGACGGCCAGCUGUGGAAUCUAUUAGCUCUUCAAUGACUGCUCCAGCCAAUCAUGGAAAUCUGCCAGGUGCUAAAAAGGGAAAGUAUUUGUCACCCCCCAACGCCUCCAGAACUGAAAUGAGGUCACCCUCUGUGAAGUCUUAUCAUAUUCCAGUGGAGCAGAUUGAGAGGGACCUGAAUGAUAUUGAGACAAAUGUGGCUCAGUUAGAGAAGGAGGGUGUGGAGCUGGAAAAGAAACUCCGCUGCUGUGAGGAAGAGGGGAAGGGAGACGUAUUGAUGGACCCACUGAUGGUCGACUGGUUCAACCUGAUUCGAAAGAAGCAGAUGUACAUUAGGAAGGAGUCAGAGCUUGUAUACAUAGCCAGGACUCAGGAGCUGGAGCAGCAGCAGCCAGGUGUGGAGUGGGAACUUCGUAGGCUGCUGGAGAAGCCAGAUCAUUUAAAGUCCAAAGAGGAGCAACAGCGGGAGAAGAAGUUGAUGCAGAGACUGAUGGAGAUUGUGGACGGCAGAAAUGCUAUAGUGGAGGGUCUGGAUGAAGACAGGCUGAGGGAGGUGGAGGAGGAUCAGCAGCUGAAUGAAAUGAUGCAAAAUCUUGGAGUAAAGAAAGCUAAAAAUAAGAGGAAAUCUUCCAUCUCGAAACUGUUCAGGCGAAGAAGUAAAAGACGAGUGGAAUGAUCCCCAAGGCAAUUGUUACUACACUGAUAUUAUUGUCUUUGUCUACUGAAUAAUUAUAUUUUAAAAAUGUUUUAAGGUUUUUAUAUUCAAGUGCAGUAUGUGGUGUGCUAAUGAGAAGGCAAAUGAAGAGAUGUCCAAUUAGGAAGCACGUUGGGUCAAAUUAUGUGUUGUGUUUCUAUUUGUUUCAGAAUAUUUCAAAUUAAAGGUUCAGUUAAAGUGUUAUUUUUGUUUAACAUCCACCUUCAGUUCUCUGUUUUGUGCUACUUAGUGAAGUGAGAAUUUCUGAAUAGCUUAUUAUUCAAUCUUAGCUCUUCACAAGAGGUGUCCUGUUUUAUUCACAUCUGUUUUUCACAGUUUAAAAAGAAAAUGGUGUUUAAUUACGUGGCAAAUGCAGCUACGAGUUUUUCUCUUACAUUGAUUAGACUUCAGUGUCACAAGAAAAAUGCCUUGAGUCACGAAUAUGUUUGUUCUGUAAAUAUUCUGUAUAUUUAUUGAAUGAUUGGAAUGAGGUAUAAUUAAUAAUUUAGCAAAUCAACUCACACUGGGUCAAAUAAAUUGGAUGUUGGGUGUUAAAAACCAUAAACUAAAAGCUAUCAUGAUUUUCAAAUUACAGAGGGGACACUGGCUGUUCCACAUGCAAAUAGGAAUGCGAAUAAAUGUGUAAUCCUUCAACAGUCUUGAUCCAAAAUGAAAUUAUUUCAGUAUUUAUUUAAUAAUGGAUUUUAACAAAUUUCCUGUAAGGAUAUUAGCAGGAGAAAAAGCCUGGACAAUUAAGCUUGAAUGGCUGUGGAGUGUAAAAUGGAGAGCCACACAUGUUGAACUGCUUUGUUGCAGACUGUAGUUUCUCUCUCACACUGCACUGUAGGUGGCAGCCUGGGUAUGCUGUAUCACAAGGCAAGAACUUGGAAAUCCAAUUUGCCACAGUACGGACAGUUAAUUUCUUUGCUAAUUUUAUAAAUGCUGCAAAAAUGUUCAGCUGUGCUGAUACAAUAAUGUUAUGUGAAAGAGGAUUAGGUAGAGCAGUAGCUUAUGGCCAGGGAAGGCUUAUAAACUAUAGGUUGUAUUGAGCUUUUUAUCUUCAAACCGGGUUUAAUUAAACAUUUACUCUUUACUAAUAUCUGCAUCAGAAAUGCUCCGCACCUGAGCCAUUAAAAUGUUCAAACGUCGUGUGGAGUCACUCGUGUGAAAAUGGCAUUCACAGUAUUUGUAAGAAAUGUACUGUAAUGUUGCGUUUUAAGUGUUAUUGAAUGGUAUGUACUUGUACUCUAUUUAUAGUAUUUUUAAACUUGAAAUCUGUAGUCCAAUAAAUCCUUUGAAGAUUA